AUGCCUGGAGCUCCGGGAGGACAAAACCGUUACGAGCAAGGGCGAAAGUCUCGGUCUGGUGCGAAGAAGAAGAAGAAGUUAAAUAAAAACAAGCAAGAAAACAAGGACCCUGAACCCGAGCCUGAGAUAUACAGGGGCCGAGAGAGGGAGAGGGAGGAAGAGAGGGAGACAGAAACAGAUUUGGAGAAAGGAGUUGAAAGAGAAGAGGAGCGGCUGAGAGAAAGAGAAAGAGAGGAGCCGGAGUGGGACACACCAGAGGAAGAGGAACGAGGGACAGGGUCUGAGCCUGCACGGGAGUACGGCUCAGGGGACGGAGAUGAAGAGAGGAGCAGCGAGUACGAGGACAACGAGAGGGAGGAGGUGGAGAGGCAAGAGGUUGCGGCGAGACAACGAGAGAGGGAAAAAGAGAUGGAGCGAGAGGAGAGAGAGCGGAUAGAGUGGGAGAUGAUGGAGAGAAGGAGGAUAGGAGAGGUAGACAGAGAGGAGGACAUGAGGACCCACAUCUCUCAGUAUGAGUUUCUAAAGGGUCCUCCCGGUGAGAAUGGUCUACCAGGGCCUAAGGGGGAGAUUGGAGAGAAGGGACAAAAGGGGGAGCCUGGUAUUGGGCACCGUGGACCUGUUGGUCAAGCUGGUCCACCUGGACAAAAGGGUGAGCCUGGAGAACCAGGACCACCUGGAGCGCAGGGCAUUCAGGGUAUCCGUGGCAACCCAGGAAUCCCAAGCAUGGCAGGUCAAAAAGGUCAGCCGGGAGAGCCUGGAGAACCAGGUAGAGAGGGCGACAGAGGAAAACGAGGGAAAAAUGGGUCACCUGGCCCUCCAGGAGCCGAUGGACCUCCAGGAAAAGAGGGACCACCAGGUUUACCGGGAGUGAAGGGUGAUAAGGGUGACAGCAUCCCAGGAGAGCCUGGAGAUAGAGGCGUAGCUGGGCUUCCAGGCCGCAGGGGUGCCAAGGGCACUGUGGGUACGAGAGGGCCACCAGGACUGAUGGGUCCUAAAGGCCUUCAUGGGACGAAAGGAGAAAAGGGUGAUCGAGGUCUACCUGGCAACAGAGGAGAAAGAGGGAGUCCUCUGUCCACGCCUGGGCCGCGUGGAUAUAAAGGGUUAAAAGGGGAAGCGGGGGAACGAGGACCUCCAGGAUUUGAUGGAGAUAAAGGCGAGAAGGGCGAGGAUGGCCCUCCAGGAGUGAAGGGUGUGAAGGGAGAGGCCGGGACCAAAGGAAAAAUGGGGCCCUUCGGGGCUCGAGGCCCCGUAGGUCAAAAGGGCGAGGCAGGAGAGCCAGGCAUCAACGGAGAAGUGGGUCGUAAAGGAGCAGAUGGACUGGAUGGUGAUAAAGGUGACAAGGGAGAUAUGGGUCUGCAGGGCCAAAAGGGUGACCAGGGUGAGAAAGGAGAGCACGGAUUGCCAGGGGAUAAAGGCAUUAAAGGAGAAAAGGGCUUCCGAGGCUUACCAGGACGGAUGGGCAGCUCUGGACUAGAUGGAGAACAGAUUUUCAGACUUUGGGACACAUUUACUUGA
This is a messenger RNA of Pygocentrus nattereri (red-bellied piranha), 1515 nucleotides long. Its product is annotated as collagen alpha-1(V) chain-like. The coding region runs from base 1 to 1515 and encodes 504 amino acids. The record is from RefSeq and is a predicted model, not a curated record. The transcript has 22 exons. Lineage: Eukaryota; Metazoa; Chordata; Actinopteri; Characiformes; Serrasalmidae.